AUGAUCUGUGUUGCAAGAUUUAGUGAAAACUUGCAGAAACCGCCCAAAAUUUCCAUAUAUGUUCCAAAAACUGCUCAAAUCUCCAGAUCUGUUCACGUUUUCGAUUCAGAUGGUGGUGGAGAUGGUGGAGAUGAAGGUGGAGAUGGAGGAAGGAUGAUUGUAGCGAAGAGAAAUAAUGGAGGUGGAGGUGGAGGUGGCGGGCGACAUAGAGGUGGUGGUGGUUAUGGAGGAGGUGACGAUGGAGGUGGUGGUAGUGGCGAAUGUGGAGGUGGGGUUGUUGAAGAUGGAGGUGGGGUUGAUGAAUAUUGA
Molecule: messenger RNA, 309 nt
Organism: Daucus carota subsp. sativus
Lineage: Eukaryota; Viridiplantae; Streptophyta; Magnoliopsida; Apiales; Apiaceae
Product: glycine-rich RNA-binding protein 7-like
Exons: 2
Coding region: 1-309 (102 amino acids)
Source: RefSeq, a predicted model, not a curated record